Bombyx mandarina (wild silkworm) is the source of this 1557-nucleotide messenger RNA. Its product is annotated as ADP-ribosylarginine hydrolase CG3568. Lineage: Eukaryota; Metazoa; Arthropoda; Insecta; Lepidoptera; Bombycidae. The record is from RefSeq and is a predicted model, not a curated record.
UUUCAGUUUGACUUUCUCGCUUGUUGAAUAAAUACACAGGAAAUGUUUAUUUAAAAUAAAAUACCUAUUAAGAAAUCUACAAACAUCCUUAAAGUUUUAAAAGUCCACCAAAUAAGGCACCAAUAUUUUUAAAAUGGAUUUAGCAAAAUUAUUAGAAGAUCUUCCUUGGAUAAAACUUGACUGGUGUUUUCCGAGCAUGACCCAAGAGACCAAUGAACUUAUUCAGAAAUGCACUGAAAUACCUGAAAUUGAACCAGACCCUGAAGUUGAUGAAAUUAUUGAGAGAAGCAAGAAUUUUCCUAUACCUUUCCCGAUUCAGACUGUGAGAUUGGAGAAACUGAAGGAGCAUCGUCCCAUAGACAGAUUAAAGAGGAAUAUUUCAGAGACAUAUCCUAUUAUACACGAGAGGGUCUUGUUGCUGAUGGCACACUUUUUAAUAUAUAAACGUGAACAUGGCAGUAGUAUAGAGAAAGAAUUAUACAGAGACAUGACCAUACCAGAGCUUAUUGAUCGAUUAUUACUGAAAAGAGCCGUAUCGUUUAUGGGAGCUCGCGAUGCAUAUAUGUUAAUGAGUGGCAAGAAGGGCGUCGAUGGUUGGGAGAACGUGGGGACCCCGGCGGAAACAGAGCCGCUGGUGUUGAAAGACGUGCUCAGCUACGAUGAGAUAAAGCUCUCUGCUUUUUUGUUCGUGAGCGGACCCACCGAGUGCAUCAACAGUGGCUCCAGGAGGAACUGCGGCGUUCUAGACGACGAUGACAUCGAGAAGGAAGCCAUUAUCAUAGGAGCCAUAGGGCCGCGCUUCAAGCGGUUGAAUCGAAUGGACUACGAGGACAUGGUGAUAUCGAAAACGCAGAACACUGCAGAGCGCGGCUACGGCGAGCACGAGGCGCCGACCAGAUGCAUGGACGUACUGCGACACACGUACACGCGCGACGCCAGCCUCGCCAAGCACGCCUGGAGGCAGCUGUGGGCCGAGCUGUACCAGGUGCACAGCUACACGUACGAGGAGCUGAGCGCGCGGCUCGCGGGGGCGGCCUCGGACCGCUACGUGAAGCUGCCGCGGGGGGGCGCCUGGUUCGACAACGAGGUCUACUACAAGCGGAUCUGCAUCCUCGCGGAGACCGUGCUGCUGGAGGCCGAGGGGCGGGCUCGAGGCCGGAGCGUGUUCCUCAACGUGGUGGGCUGCGGACUGGGAGUGUGGAAGAUAUCCCCUCACCAGACCGACGUGUACGUGCUCACCUUCCUCGAACGCAUCCGCGCCAUGCUGGACGAGGAGGCACUCGAUCACAUCACAGACGUCAACUUCGCCUAUAUUGGUACUUCAAAGAGUGUUACAGCUUUAUUCGCGGAUCGAAGUGAAGACAAAGAGAGUGCCGCUAAGAUAAUGUUUCUGAAGAACGAGAGACAUCCGAAGGGUACGUGUAUAAUGUUUUUUUUUCUUUCGAUUAUUGACAUUCCUAAUUCGCGGGAUUCCCCAGUUUAAACAAGUGACUUGAAUGAAAGGAAAGUCUUAGGAGUCUAUUAUGUACAUGAAGCGGUGGUCUAAGUGGUAAGAAG